UCUGUACUCAAGCUGGCACCACUGUCUCCUUCUGCUGCUUCUGCUUUUUUCCUGAAUCAAGCGGAUCCUUAAACCCUAAAUUCGUACCUGUAAAUAACACAGCCAAACGUUAAGUUCUCUCUUCCUUGCUGUCAUCAUCAUCAUCCAUGCUUUGACACCAAUUGGAGACGGAAAGAAUGGUGCCUCUAAUUCUUUUGAUUUCAUUAAUUUUUUCUCGUACGAUCAGUGCGAAUUCGCAGUCGCAUGAGUCGAUAUAUGAGGUUUUGCGUGCUCACGGGCUGCCCAUGGGGUUGCUACCGAAGGGAGUGAAGGAGUUCAAUAUCGACGAUAAGGGGCGUUUCGAGGUGCACCUCGACGAGGCUUGUAAUGCGAAGUUUGAAAGCGAAUUGCAUUACGAGAGGAACGUUUCGGGAAGUCUGAGUUACGGUCAGAUCGGGGCGCUAUCUGGUAUAUCGGCGCAGGAGUUGUUUCUGUGGUUCCCCGUUAAGGGGAUUCGGGUCGAUAUUCCAAGUUCGGGUCUCAUUUACUUUGAUGUGGGAGUCGUAUUUAAGCAGUUUUCGCUGUCACUAUUUGAGUCACCGAGAGAGUGUAUGGCAGUACCGGCUGUGGAUGUGGAGAGAAUCCGAGGUGGCAAGUUUUUGGUGGAGGAAGUGGUCAAGAGUCAGUCUGGCGUGCUUCGGUUUCAACUUGAUCAAGAAAGUUCUGUAAGAGAUGUUCUGUAGAUCAUGCAAGAAUGGAUGUGAUAGCUCAAGAAGGGUUCUUCAUUUCUUUAAAUUCCAUGUGCUUGAAUGCUUUAGUUGGUCUUAUGCUUCCAAUUAGUGUUUUUACUUUGAUUCUUUCCUGGUAAAUAGAGCAGAGUCUGGUGACUGGUUGACCAUGCUCUUGUCAAUUAUUGGCCUGCCAUUUUAUUGGAUUCGAAGGAACUACUUGAGGCAAUAUUUGAUUAUCAGCAUUCCCACCGGCGGAUAGGGUGAGACAUGAGCAUCUGGUCAAGAGAUAUCAGGUGAUAAGUAUGUGAAAAAUUCUGUUUUGUAUGUUAAAAUUUAUUGUAUUUUUCGUAUAGCCGUAUAGGUAUGGCCGCUGUUGAGUUACAUUUUUUGGUAGUGUUAAGUUUUAGAUUUAUGAGAGGCACAUAGCGUCAUGUUAAUAAAAUUAAAGAAUAAUGAGAGCUUUUUGCUUCAGUAUUUUUAUGUGGGUUUUAGAAUUUCCCCUAUCAUUUCCAUUUACUAUUAUUUUGCGCCUUUGUUUGUUAUUGCAAAUGCUUCUUUGCUUUUACUUGUUUCACAGUUUGGUUAAGUUCUGGAGAGUAUAGAGUGCCAUAAGUUUCCAUUAAUGGGUGAAUAAGGCAAACAAGUGAACCAGAGUAUGAGAGAUUUUUCAUUUGAUUGGCUUGCACCAUCUUUUUAAGAGGCUUACAUCAUAUUGUCAUACUCAGGUGUAACUCGAUGGAUUGUGUUUCUCCCGUCAGAGAAUUUGAUUGGAGCGUUUUCACUUUUCAGUAAUAUUGAUGACGAUUGUAUAAUUAUGUUGGGGUUUUUUUUACUAGAGCUCUCCUUUUCUGAAGAAAAGGUUUUUGUUAAUGCUUUUUUAAGAAGAGUAGGUUAUGUUAAAAUUGGGGACUGGCAGCCAAUAUUUGGAUAGUUUUCCAUUGGUUAGUAACCAUGAUUCUUAAUUAUGGAAUUUAAUUGAUACUAGUGGUUUAGUCUGCAGGGGCGGAUCCAAUGUGACCUUGCCUGAGGUUCCAUGUUUCAAAAGAAGAAGAAAAAAAAGAUUCUUUGCCUAUGUAUUUGUUUCACUAUCAAUCGUACUAAAUUUCUAAUUUUUUGCACUCUGCUAUAUAGCAAUUUGGAGCA
Molecule: messenger RNA, 1853 nt
Organism: Tripterygium wilfordii
Lineage: Eukaryota; Viridiplantae; Streptophyta; Magnoliopsida; Celastrales; Celastraceae
Exons: 2
Coding region: 177-722 (181 amino acids)
Source: RefSeq, a predicted model, not a curated record